This is a messenger RNA of Lasiodiplodia theobromae, 750 nucleotides long. RefSeq names its product Acetoacetate decarboxylase. The coding region runs from base 1 to 750 and encodes 249 amino acids. Gene Ontology annotation, molecular function: lyase activity. Lineage: Eukaryota; Fungi; Ascomycota; Dothideomycetes; Botryosphaeriales; Botryosphaeriaceae. The transcript has a single exon. The record is from RefSeq and is a predicted model, not a curated record.
AUGCCCCGCGGAACCCUCUCCCUCACCGGCACCACCGCCGCCAUCCCCAUCUUCUCCCCGCCCUACACCAACACAACCCACAAAUUCUCCGACAUCUCCAUCGCCGCCAUCUCCUACCGCGUCUCCCACGCCAGCGUGCAGCACCUAGUCCCAGACGUGCUCGAGCUCGAGCCGGAGCCGCUCGUCACGACGCUCUUCGUCCGGUACGGCAUGAGCACGGUGGGCAGCUACAACGAGUUCGUGCACCAGGUCGAAGUCACGUACGAAGGGGAGAAAUACAACUACAGCCUCGUGCUGAUCCUGGACAACGAGGCCGCCAUCUUCGCGGGGCGCGAGGCCUUCGGCUUCCCCAAGGUCUUCGGCCGCACCGACAUCCGCGAAUCCACCGGCGGCCGCGCCGUCGUCGGCCACGUCGAGCGGCCGGUGGGCGAGCGGAUUGUGGAUUUCGAGUUCUUGCCCGAGGAAUUGCUGAAAGGAACAGAGCCGCAGGCGCCGAAGAGGCGGACGCUGAAUCUCCGUGUCGUGCCGUCUGCGGAUCCGGCGAAGCCGCCGGCUGUGAAGGAGUUCGUGCCUGUGUAUAUGGAUAUGGAGUUCAAGGAUGUGUGGGUGGGGAAGGGCAAUGUUUCUUUCUUGAAAAAGUCUGCGAUCAACCCGUGGGCCAAUAUGAACAUCCUUCGGUAUGAGGGCGCCUCUUAUGCCACGGGAGGCACGGCGGUCCUGCAAAAUCCAACGGAAGCUUUUCCGCUUUAA